Schistocerca americana (American grasshopper) is the source of this 9370-nucleotide messenger RNA. RefSeq lists its product as uncharacterized. Gene Ontology annotation, molecular function: catalytic activity. Bases 578 to 2365 code for a protein of 595 amino acids. NCBI's taxonomy places the organism in Eukaryota, Metazoa, Arthropoda, Insecta, Orthoptera, Acrididae. The record is from RefSeq and is a predicted model, not a curated record. The transcript has 13 exons. Gene Ontology annotation, biological process: nucleoside metabolic process.
AUUUUCGUAAAUAAUUUCUAUAUUAUGUACAGUCCAAAACGAACAAAAUAAAACCCUGUUUUAAAAUAGAGCUUCUGCUGGUUUUACUGGCAUCCUGAAGGGGCAGCACUGUCCCUGGUUACAGAGCGUGGAGACGGAACUGGGAAGUUAAUUCAAUAAAUCAGUGCUUCCUAAUUGAACCGCCUCAUUUAACCUAAUGACAAUUCGUUAAGUACAUUUCAUUAUAACGGCAUUCAUUUGCACUGAAUAUUGGCAAUACAUGUGUAACACUGCUGCACCAUCGAGAGAAAAUCACGCUAGGAGUGACCUAGUUUCCUUACGUGAAAAAUGACGUUCACUUGCGAUCUGUCAACGCCUAUGAAGUCAUAGCAGGUGUGGUUAUAUUUUUGUAGCGUUACAGCAGCGAUUGAACAUCUUGAGGAUAGCCGCAUGUGGUGACUUCAGUUAUGAUUCAUUGGCAGUUUGCUUGCUAACGCACGGGGUCUGAACGUCACAGUUCUUGCGUUUUCAGUUGCACGAAGGAUACUGUGCUAUAUGCAACUGUAAAUAGUGGGAGAAGGAAGCAUUAUAAGAUAACAUGGAGCUGGCACGAAAAGAUCACAUUGUUAUGACACCAAAAUGCAAAACUACUGAUUCAACAACCCUUGCGAUUGAACGUAGGGCAGUUCCUUUGGAUGAUACCAAGAAUGACAAAAUACAUGUUGCUGGUGGUGACCACCAGGGAAUCAUAAUUAACAAAGAACUGGCAAAGGAUGCGGAUGAUAGCCCAGCACAGCUGUCCCUGGAGUUCAGGGUGUUCCUCGUGAAUGCCCAGACAGGCAGCCAUACACGCGAGAGCCGUACGCUGCACUAUUGGUUCGCAGAGGAGCUGCCAGCGACGGAGCGUCCGUCUGUGGCUCAGCUGUUCUUCAGGGAGCUGGUCAGCCCACAAGAAUUCCCCAGGGAUUAUGUUGGUUUCAUCAAGAAAGUUAUGAAACUGCUGCAGCAUGGAUUUACUGGUAUCCGCAAAGUGGAAGUCACUCUAAAGCAGCUUGGUACAUCUGACCAACCUCCGCCUUCAGCUAGACCCUUAUCCGCAGAUGAGAGCACACUGGGUGCCGUCGCUCCGCUCACAGAAGAACGCAUCAAAGAACUGCUGGAAUCCUCUUUUCCGAACCCGGUGACUGCGGUUGAGCUGGCGCGUUCCAACGGCUGGUCCGAGGAGGAAGUGCAGGCGCAGUUGUCACAGCUGACGGAGAAGGGCAUUGCCAAGGCUCUCGAGCACGGUGCAUACACACGCGCAGUUGCUACCAAAGUGCAGGUUGUGCGUAACAUGCCGGCCAUGGUGCAGUCCAAGCAGCCGACAAUCGCCAUCAUCACUGCACAGUACUGUGAGAAGUUGGCAGUGGACUCCAUGUUAGAUAACCGGGAAACCUUUGUACGGUACACAACAGUCGGUACAUUGGCGAAAGACCCUGUGACUGGCAAGUCGGUGAGCUUGAAGCGUUUUGGAGAAUCAAAUGUCUACACAUUGGGCAACAUUGGAGCACACCGUAUCGUAUGCACAAAGUUGCCAACUGUCGGCCACACACGGGAGGCCAUUACUGCUGCGGGAAAUACAACAACCAGGAUGCUGGGGACUUUCCAGAAAGUGGACCAUGUGUUUUUGGUCGGUGUCGGAGGUGGAGUGCCUCACUACACGGACUACAGGAGGCAUGUCAGGCUCGGCGAUGUUGUCGUCUCGCAUCCUGUUGAUGGCAAGAGGUCAGUUUAUGUCUAUUGUGAGAAUGCUGCAUUAUCGGAGUCUGGUGGGGCAGAGUUUGAGAUAAAGGAAUAUUGCCCAAACAACAUGGGACUGCAGGAGAUUGCUGCCCAGCUGCAGGCAGAGGCAGAAUCUCGGGACGAACCACCGUGGAUGCAGUUGAUGCGGGAAGCAAUAAACUCGUUGCAGUCAGAGUCCGAACACGAUUUCUCUCAGCCUCCCGCUGACUCAGAUAAGCUGUACAUGGCUAUUGGAGAACGGGAUCUCAUAGAAGUGGCCCACCCAUCCCCACAAGAAGGUGCUGAAAAUCACAGGCGGAAAGGCUGUCCAUGGCUCCACCUGUCUCCCGUUGCGUCCGGGCGGGGUGUAGCUCGCGAUGAAGCGCUGAGGCAGCAGCUGGCCCACGAGACGGGGGCACUCGCAUUUGACUCGGAGUUCGACGCAGUGCUCGAUGCUGUGACUGGGUCAUGCAGAGACAGCUUCCUCGUAGCGCGCGGUAUUGCUGACUACCGCGACGGCGGCCGUCCAGGGGCAGCAGGCUCCCAGUGGCAGCCGUAUGCCGCCCUCGCGGCUGCAGCGGUUGUGCGCUGCAUCGUCGAGAGAGUCCCAGCUGUGUGUGACUAGCAUCUGUACUGAGAGACAACACUCUUUGCUGGUAAUUUAUUUCAUUAGUCAGUCCGAGACCUCAUUCAAAUUCCUAAUUUUUAUAGAACUUGUUUUGGUCAUAUAGAGGAUAAACUUGGUUUAGAGUUUUAUUCAUUAAUUAUGCAUGAUCACUAGAAAUUACAUUGUAGGACUGUGGUCCUUAAUCACAGCUAUGUGGCUUAAGUUGUUAUAUUUGCCACAUUGUUCAUUUUAUUGAAGACUAGUUGUUGCAUUUAAUUGUAAAUUCAAUACUGGUAACUAAUGCUGAGUUUCGUAAAGAAUAUUCAUUAGUGUGUGUGUGUGUGUGUGUGUGUGUGUGUGUGAGUGUGUGUGUGUGUGUGUGUGUGUGUGUCUAAUAGGGAUAGGUACUUUUUGAUAUUUUAAGACUGUGCUGCUCAUCAUAAUUUGCUGUGAAGAGGUCAUCUUACUUCUAUGAUACUUAAAAACACAUCCUCCUGUCCAAAUAUGUUGUUCCUACUGUCACACACAAAAAUGAUCUGUGUUGUAUUGUCUUCUCUUGACUGGCCGGAAAGAUAUAAUUAUAUUUUCCCAAGUUCAUUUUGCAUGUACUCUCUUCACAGCCGUGUAGUUUAUUAUAUGCAUGCUGGAUUUUUUUAUUUUGUUAUUAAGUAUACUGUCUCCUGUUUCUUUUGGGAACAGUGUGUUUUAUUAGAGGGAACUGUUACGGCAGAUAUUGGUCCAUAUUUUAAUAUAGGGUAGAGUAUAAGUCAUGAAGAGGAAAGUUAGAAGUACAGAUAAUAUUGUUAUAUAAGUUAUAAGGUGUGCCAGGAUCAGGAUGUAAUUGUAAGGCAGCAAUGUGUAACUGAGGUGCUAACAUUAGACUGGACUAGUACAGUUACAACGAAUGUUUCUUCAAAUUCCGUGCCCCCCCCCCCCCCCUCCCAAUCCAUUCGUUCCAUUUACAGACUUACUAUAAAAGUACCACAAUGUUGUUAGUGAGGAAAGAGUAUUGUGACAUAAUGGACUGAAACAGAGAAGCAGGCCUCUCUCCAAGCUUCACUUGAAAUGCUGUGCUCCACAUGUAUAUUCUCAGAAGUUUCUUUCUCUCUUUAAGGCCUUUGUCUCUUACUAACAGAUUUCUUUAGCAAGAAAUGCCUGUACUAAUCUGUUCCUUAAUAUUUAUGCAUUGCUGGGAUUACUUUCAGUUGGUGUUCUGUGCUCAGUAGACUGUUCAUUCCACUUAAUAGGUCCUGUAAUUCUUCAUUUAUAUCAUUUCACCCUGAAUCUUAAUCCCACUUCAAAACUUUUCAGUUAUUUCUUACAUUGUUUCUUUGAUGUUGAGAACACCCAUUAUUUUAAUCCAAGCACUUCUGUCUUAUUUUGAGGCAGGUACCAAUGUCAACUGCAAUUGGGCAUUGAAAUAAUUCAAUGUCAAGUGAUGAAAAUUUCUGCUAGAUCAGGACUCCAUCUCAGAUUUCUCACUUCACCCAAGUGCAGUUGCGGCUGAUGUUCGUAUAUCCCUCGAAAUAUUGUUAUUUACAGCUGCUGUAUCAAAAACGGAAUAUGUUUGACAGAGCAAACACCACACACAUAUACUACUUAUUUCUUACUCUUCUGUUCUUUGACUCUAGCAUUAAUCAACUUCUCCUCAUCUCAAAAUUUUCUUUUUUGAUAAAAAUAUAAUGCCACGAAUUCUAUAUGGAUGCUCCUGUAUUUUAUAUGAAAGUAAGUGAAUCGGACAGCACCAAUUGCUUAUUCUUGAAGGAACAGGAUGCUUAAAUUAUGUGAAAAAAUACUUCUAACUCCUCCAUGUCUGUCUGAACUAGGGAUAAAUUAUGACAGUGGCUCUCUCAAAUAGUGAAGCAAAUAAGAGGAAAACAACCAAAAUCCGGCCACUGUGGUCUAGCGGUUCUAGGCGCUUCAGUCUGGAACCGCGCGACCGCUGCGGUUGCAGGUUUGAAUCCUACCUUGGGCAUGGAUGUGUGUGAUGUCCUUAGGUUAGGUUCCAGGGGACUGAUGACCUCAGAUGUUACGUCCCAUAUUGCUCAGAGCCAUUUGAACCUUUUUUAAAAACAACCAAAACUCACUUGUGCUAUACCCCACAGCUCCGUCGUGUUGGCAGCUCUUUCUACCUCCCUUUUUCACUCAGACAAAAGAAAUUGUACAGGGUACUACAUCAUUCACACAUUAAAGGUUGCUAAUGUAUUAUUGGAGAGCUAUUUACCAGUCAUUAUCUUCAUGCAAUUUGUAGAUCUUGUAUGGGUAUUCUGGAAACUUGAACACUUUCAGUCCUUAAGAACUGGCAGUAGUCAAAUUAAGAGGACAUAAAUUAAAGAGAGUCUGCUUAUAUUUUAGGUCUGGAUAACAUUGUCACACUUUCAAGAUUCAGGUAUACAAAAUGUAAACUUUGCCUAGAUUUCCAUUUCACUCCAUUGUGCCACAUUCGUAUGCAGUAACUGCCUCCCAGCACUUCUUUACACAGUGUUCCAAGUUGUUGUUCCAUGAAAACCUAACAGUUAUACCAAUUUGAGGACCUCUAUUUUUCAUAUAGGAUGUAGAUUAGAGAAGUAAAGAAAAAUACAUUUGUGUGUUAACAAUAACAGUUAACAGACUAAAAGCCAGCACAAUUACCUCAUGGAAAUUGAGAUGGGAUCAUUCUGUGUGUCCUAACGUAAUAUUCGUUUAAUGUCUUGCACAAAGCAAAUCUUGUCAUGUAUAAUUAGCACUUUGCCUUCGCAACAAGUACAUAUAAUAUCUAGUGCUAUUCAGAAAAAUUUGAAAUUUGGUCUGGUGUUCAUUUGCACAUUCAGACCAUCAUGUUUUCGUGCCCUUGUCCUGACAUACAACAGAAAUAGCUGAUUUCUUAUUAAACUCAUUUUAGUUCUUGAGUAUCUACUCUAUAAUUAUAAAAAGAGCACUGAAACUAUUUCCUUUAGAUGUAAUAGAAAUUUUACAGCUGAAAAUUUCCAAAAUAAAUAGAAAAAAUGCUGGCUUCUUAUGCAUGAAUAAAAUAGUCUUAACCUUUCAGACUUCUGUGAUGGCAAACAAAAAUUUAGUGAUGUCUAGAGUUUGGGUGACUAACUAGAACUGUAGAAUGUGGAAGGGGAUAAUGUAGGGAAAGAAUAUAUACUAGGACAAAUAAAAUUAUUAAAUAAUUAGCUUCUAUUCAGUGUGACUAAUUGUAAGCAUUUGUUAUAUUGUGUGUUAAAGUUGUUGAAAUACUAUAUGUGACACUCCUCUUGCCCAGAAAAAGAUAGUAUAUAAAAUGUCAUGUUGUUUUCCUGUUGUUUUUUGCAGCAGAAAAUGCUACACCAUUGUGGUUGUAGAUAUAUUUAUUUUAAUUUUAUUCUUUUUGUGUACCACAGCCAAAUUAUUAUAGACCUGCAUGUGUGCUAGUCGAAUAACAGAGUUUACAUUUAUAUUUUUAGAUUUGAUUUUUAAUUCUUAUUGUUUUGCUUCCAAUGUUAUAUUUAUUUUCAGUUACAUAUUUAAUGAUUUUGUUUUCUUUUUCACUGCUAAAGGAAUUAACUUAGUUUUAUUUUAUAAGGCUGUUUUGUUUUUAUUACAGGCUUAAUUAUACUGUUACCAAGAAUCUCCUUAGUAAUAGAACUUUGUAACUGUAGUUUUUCUGUUAAAGAAAAAGCUGUAUUCUCAGAGAGCAUAAGAUACAUGAAAGUGAACAGUAGAGCACAAAAAACAAACCAAUUCAGUUAAUCUUUAAGAACAUCCAAGAUGAGACCUUAUUUUGUCCAUAUUUUAUGCAACCUACAGUUUUGACUCAAAUAUUUAAAUUGAUCAUAACUAAUGUUCUUAUGUACUUGGCAUAAACAAGAGCCCUGUUAUUCAUGCAAUUGUGUGUGCCAUAAACUUACAACUUUUGUUUCCAUAGGCAAAGUGUACAUGCUUAUUACUGUCGCGUGUGCAGAAAUUGUUAUGUUUAUAAUUUAUUUAUUCUCAGUUUACAGAAUAUUAUGUAUGCUAUAUAUGCACCUAAGAAGGUUUUUAGUGUGGUUUUGAAUGUCUCUAAACUCUCCUGUUUUGCUGUGUUAUUUGUAUUUGAUACAAUUCUUUAACAAGUGGAUAAGUCUGAUUUGUUUACCAAAGCUGUUUGCUUAAUACUUCAGCACAACCUGCUUUGAUUUAGAGGGCAGCUGAUACAUGUUUUCUUCUUAUGAGGGAAGCCCCUUAAGUAUACAAAUUAGGUUGAUAACAUUAAGUCAGCUAGCAAAGAUUUGUCACAGUGUUUGUGCUGUAUAGGAAAUAAUGCUUCGCUUCAAAGUUUUGACUGUUCUGAAUAUUUUUACUGUGUUUGAGUCGAGCCAUAUUUUAUGCUGCAACACUACACAUAAAUAACAAAAUUGAGUACAUCUGAUAUCAAAAGCAUACCUGAAGACAGCUGGCAGAUUGGGAAUCUUGCAAAUGGUGGUAAAGAAGCACAUCAAACACUGUUGCUGAAAUGUUUAUAUUGGGACAUCAGUUGGAGUACCUGUUACACUAGCAGUUAACAAACGUUUCUAACUGGAUUGUAUGUUGUUCAGAUUUUGAGGUAUUAUUUAUUUUUUUAAUAGAUAGAGUCAGUGUGUAUUUUGAUGGAAAUACUGCCGAUGCCUUCAUGUGAUAAACCACAUUUUAUUGUUGUCAUGUGUGUCAAUUACAAUAAAUUGAUCCAUUUAAAGUGUUGUUUAAGUGGAAACUGUAAGUUAGUGCUGAAGAAAUUUAAUGCAGUUAAAUGAUCUAAAUUAAUAACAUUGGCUUAGUAGUUUGCAUUAGAACCAAAGAUAAUUGUGUUUAACAAUUAAUGACUUGAAAUUUUUAAUUAACUGACUGUUCAAAUUACUAUUUAUCAAAACUUAAAAAUCCCUUGCUGUUUGCAGUGUUUUCCCACAUUUAGAAACAGGUGGUAAAAGAAUGAUGGUUGUGCAGUAACACUGCCUGUCAGGAGGGCUUAAUUAGCAUGUUAGUACAGGUACCUUAGGACCAUGGGAAUGGGCUAAAAGACUAUUUUGGAUGUUGGCACAAUAAAUGUUGUAUAUUCUGCCAAAAUAAUUCGAAAUUCCCUAUCUCUGUUAAAUGCAGCCCGUCACCUCUCUUUUCCCUGCCCUCUCACCUCCAUCCCUUCCAGUCUAUUUUUCUGUCAUCACAAAAUUACAUGACUUGCUUAUUUUGUGGUUUAUUGCAGUUUUCUUUCUCUUUUUCUGCUGAAGAGAUUACAGUUUGUAUUCAGUUUGAAAUGUUUUGAUACUUUGGUUUUAUUCAUGUUUGUUUGUUCUGUUGUGAAGCAUAUUCACAGAAUGUGCCAGGCAAAUGUAAUAUAUCUUCUACAUUACAUUGAGAUAUCAGUGACAGCUAGAAAUACGUGCAUUACCUAAAUGAAAGAUACAUAUGUCUCCUGAGGCCAAGCGUAUCAUCUUAAUUUAGAGUGUGCUAACAAAUUAUAUCUAAUGUAGAACAGAACACAGUUGUAGGCCUUAUAUUUGAUGACAUAUAACUGGAACUAUUCUAUACAAAAAUAGACCUUACCACUUAUAUCUUCCAUCCUCAGCUUGCCAGCAGUAUAGUUAAUUAUAGCAACCUUUCACACAAACUUUGUUGAUAAAAUUAUGGUUUUAAAUUUGUGACUGACUUGCUUUCGUAGGUAAAUGUUGUUACUUGCUUCUUAGGAUCUGCACUGAAAGUUUAUGAAUCUAGGUUAUGUGGUGCUUUGUUUCAGUGGUUUAUUAAACCCUGUCUAUUGACUGCAUAAGAGUACAAGAAACUGAAAUGUAAUGGAAAUUAAGCAACCAGAGAAAAUUCUUAAAAAGAAUCCAAGUUUUACAUUACACAAGAAUAUUACUUCCAGGCUACAAAUCAAUUAGGGAAUCUUAUAUAUUUGAAAUUAAUUCAGUUCUGUGGAAAAAUGAUAUCUUUUUAUUAAGAUAUUGAGAAAUUAGACACACUGAAAAGGCUCUAGUCCCAUGAAAUUCUUGAACAGCGCAAAAGAGUGACAAUGUAUGGGAAGAUGAAGGCUCUACUUCUAAGGAAAUAGAAGAAAUAUUACCGGAAUGACUUGUCAUGUUUAAUUCAGCAAGGAUAGUGGACUGUGUAAGAAGAAUUUGCUAUGUCUGAAGUGUUACAACUAGAAAACAAAAUAGUCUUUCUUUUCAGUAAAUAUUUUCUGAUAUUAUCUUUUGCUGUACUUGUUUCUUAAAGACUUAAGAACUCUCAAGUUCUGUUUUCUAUUUUACUUUCUACUAUUUCUGUUAAUGCUCGCAUCAAAGUGCACUAAAUUCCUUCUUAAUUAUUAUGUAACACAGCUAAUGGUCUGUCUCUAAUGUUUCCAUUUUCAGUAGUCCAUUAAAGUCUAAAUUUAAAUUCCAUUUUUAAAGCUACAUUAACACUAUUUGUGAAAAAUAAGUGACAACAUUACAUGAUUGAACAGUCAGUAGUGUCAGUUAUUUAUGAAUUUUAUACAGUUAUAUGUACAUUGCAGUUUCAUUUUGCAACUUGCGUUACACAUUGGUUAAAAAUUAAGAUAACAUUUGUGUGAUUGAUGUUAAUAUUUUUACAAUAAUGGGAAAAGAAUUUUUUUAACGAGAGCAUACCAACAUUCACAUACGGAAUUCAGGGAAAUUUGAAAUCAGGCUGGGGGUCUGUGGAAUUCUAUCAGCCUGUCUACGAAUAUAAGACUGAUAUCUUUUUCCGCCUGUUGUCAGAAAUAUAGUUUGUGAGUUUUAAUGCAAACUGCUAACUUUGUGUGGCCUAAUUUUUGUUUAUCAGAAUACAAAUAAAUUGUGCAAAGGAAGUAAGACACUGAACAUAAUCAAACUUUGAUUUUGAUAUAUAGUACCACAAUUAAGACUUUGAGCCAACCUUCUUUUUCAGUUUAAGGCUUCUUUUAUUUCAUGCAGAACUAUGACAAGACUGAUGAAAAUAUUCCUGUGAACCAAUUUCUUUAAACUACAUUUAUGAACUACAAUAUGAAUUAUAAGAUUAAAUGCUUAUUUAUACUGUUGCCUUUUGAAAAUAAAUAUAUUUGAGACAGUU